Messenger RNA from Phytophthora infestans T30-4, 1059 nucleotides. Its product is annotated as SCP-like extracellular protein. The transcript has a single exon. Bases 1 to 1059 code for a protein of 352 amino acids. Lineage: Eukaryota; Oomycota; Peronosporomycetes; Peronosporales; Peronosporaceae. The record is from RefSeq and is a predicted model, not a curated record.
AUGCAGCGUCAACUGGCCGCCAGCUGUUCCGCCAAGCAACGUUGCGCUUUUGGCAAAGCUUUGACGCUCAGCUUCCCGGCCUCAACACGGGAUCGGCGGAAUGCCCUAGUGGAUGGGACUUCACGCUCUAUCUCACUUUCCAAUUCGUCGGGCACCAAACAUUUCGCGUCGAACCUCGCAAGAAUGCUCCAUUCCCAAGUAUUGGCGCUGUCUGCUGCCGCUGCAAUGACUUUGAGCGCUUCCUCUGCUUUCCAGAUCGGUAGCCAAGGUCGCGUCAUGUGGAAGAGCAACUGCGACUACUACGGCGGCGACUUCCACUCCGUCCGCGGCAUCCCCGACGUGUGCGGAGAUACAUGCGCAGACAACCGGAAGUGCACGCACUGGUCCUGGAACAACUUCAACGGCGGUACUUGCUGGCUUAAAAACGGUAAGACGGCCACCCCCACGAAGCACUGGGGUGGAGGCUGCGGGUAUGUCAUCGACCGCUUCACGCGCUCUAAGUUGGCCUCGGCCAACCCGAAGGGAGACCGAAACGUUGAUGAAAAGGCUGGCCAAAAAGCCGCAGACCAGAAUGUCGAUAGAAACUCCGACCAGAAUGGUCAGUCAUCGCGAGCUGGUCAGGCUUCCCAGGCUUCCGGAUCUACGUCGUACAAUAACGGACUGACAAGUGCCGAGACGUCGGAGAUGCUUGCCUCCAUCAACUCGUACCGUUCUCAGUAUGGGCUUGGCGCAUUGACUAUCAACGCUCGACUCACGGCCGCUGCCCAUGUCCACUCGAAGGACCAGGCAAAGCAGUGCAAAAUGGCCCACGAGGGAUCGGACGGCUCCGAUCCUUGGGACCGAAUGGAGGACCAGGGCUACCAGUGGUCGGUUGCUGCUGAGAACGUCGCUGCCGGUCAGACCAGUGUCGAGGCCGUCAUGAUAUCCUGGUGGAAUUCGGCAGGACACAGAGCCAACAUCCUAAAGGACGACGUGACAAACGUGGGGUUUGCCGUGGCCUCCAACAGCGCUUGUAGCGAGUACGCAAAGUACUGGACUCAGGACUUCGGCGCCCAGUAA